Molecule: messenger RNA, 2193 nt
Organism: Pyrus x bretschneideri (Chinese white pear)
Lineage: Eukaryota; Viridiplantae; Streptophyta; Magnoliopsida; Rosales; Rosaceae
Product: protein decapping 5
Biological process (GO): cytoplasmic stress granule assembly; P-body assembly
Cellular component (GO): P-body
Molecular function (GO): mRNA binding
Source: RefSeq, a predicted model, not a curated record
UCUCUCCCUUCCUCUCCCCCGUCUUCCUCUCUCCUCCCUCUCGCGCUAGGGUUUCGAAAUCGGAGCCAUGGCUACGGAGACUGCUGCGAGAUCGAGCUCGGCGGCCGAUUCGUACAUAGGGAGCUUGAUUAGUUUGACUUCCAAGAGUGAGAUCAGAUACGAAGGCGUGCUCUAUAACAUCAACACCGAAGAGUCCAGUAUUGGACUCAGAAACGUACGAUCUUUUGGAACAGAAGGAAGGAAAAAGGAUGGACCACAAAUCCCACCAGGAGACAAAGUCUAUGAGUAUAUUUUAUUCCGCGGGAGUGAUAUCAAGGAUUUACAGGUUAAGUCUUCUCCACCUGUUCAGCCAACACCACCUAUAAACAAUGAUCCAGCUAUUAUCCAGUCUCAUUAUUCCCGCCCAGCUCCUUCAACAUCGAGCUUGCCUGCUCCAGCUAGUGGAUCUUUGACAGAUAUUAAUACCCAUGCUCCACAGAUGGGACUCCCUGGUCCAAACUUCCAAGGUAGUUUGCCAUUAUAUCAACCCGGAGGCAAUUUAGCAUCAUGGGGGGCUACGCCUCCUCCUCCAGGUGCAAAUGGUGGCGCACUUAUGCCAAUGUAUUGGCAAGGAUACUAUGGCCCUCCAAAUGGGCUGCCACAUUUACACCAGCAGCACCAGCAGUCAUUGCUUCGGCCUCCACCCGGGCUGUCAAUGCCUUCUUCACUGCAGCAGCCACUGCAGUACCCCAAUUUUAAUCUCCUACCUACUGGAGCUUCAAACUUGCCUGAAGUUCCAGUGCCCUUGCUUCCUGCUGCUAGUAUUAGUUCCUCUAGUUUGACUGCUACUUCUUUAUCCCCGUCAACAUUGCCAACAAAUCUGCCACCAGUGCCUUCAACAACACUAUCUCUUGAAACUCUGCCAAGCUCAAUGCCUAACAAGGCACCUAGUUCUGCCCCGUCUGCACCUUCUGCAGCCAUGCUUGGUGCAAGCUUGCCAGCACUUUCUUCUCUUGCUACUUCAAGCCCAGAUAUAAGUACUGUUGUGCCACCAAUCUCUAACAAACCUCAUGCAAUUUCUGGUCCCACCUUGCCUUAUCCAAGCGUAUCUCAGACUACUUCUGUUGCUGGGACAUCUACUUCUUUACGCUCGGAAACACUAGUGCCUUCUUUGGUAACCCCAGGCCAGCUGUUGCAGUUUGGAUCUACAGUCCCUUCAUCUCAAUCUUUGCAAACACCUCACAAGGAUGUGGAGGUUGUUCAAGUUUCACCACCAACCUCAUCAGAGCCAUCGGUCCCAGUUUCCACAGAACCGCAGCCACCAAUACUGCCACUACCUCAACAACCUGCACGGGCUGGUCAAAAGGAAUAUGUGCGUUCUCAGCCAAAUGGAGCUCCAUACCAAAAUCAAAAUCGCCAGGGUUAUACUUAUAGAGAGCGUGAAAGAGGACAAGGAACUGGGAGUUCACGUCCCAUAACAAAAUUCACUGAAGAAUUUGAUUUCACAGCAAUGAAUGAGAAGUUCAACAAGGAUGAGGUUUGGGGUCAUCUUGGUAAGAGUAACAAACCUCACAAAGAGGGUGAUGGAAAUGUCACUGAUGAAGAUGAUAUUGAAGAUGAAGACGAGGCUGAGUUAUCGAAGGUUGAGAUCAAGCCCGUCUACAAUAAGGAUGAUUUCUUUGAUACCAUCUCGUGCAAUUCUAUGAGUCAUGACCAGAAUGGAAGGACUAGAUACUCUGAGCAAAUAAAGAUAGAUACGGAGACUUUCGGCACUUUUUCUAGGUAUCGGGGUGGAAGAGGUGGCCGUGGUCCUGGGCGUGGUGGUCGUGGUCGUGGUGGCUACUAUGGAAGGGGGUAUGGAGGUGGUGGUGGUGGCGGCAUGGGUGGUGGUGGCGGCUAUGGAGGUGGUGGAGGCGGCUAUGUCCCAAGGGGCCGUGGCAGGGCCAUGCCCACUCGUGCUAACUAUGAGAGUUAAUAUUGGUAAAAUCUAAAGCCUCAUCUGCCCUUCAGAACAGCAAACAGAAAUAGGGCUAUGCUAGUGUUGUGUUUUUUCCCUCCUUAUUUAUGCUUGUCCAGAAAAUAAAUAGAAGUAAAUGCCUUUUCCAGUAUCGAAUUGCCUGUCGGUCUGUAUGUGUUUCUUCCCUGACUUCAACAUUCCUUUUUAUUGACCUAAUCAAGAAGCACCGAGUUUAGUGAAAGAAACUUUCUGUUUAA